This is a messenger RNA of Poeciliopsis prolifica (blackstripe livebearer), 2909 nucleotides long. RefSeq lists its product as uncharacterized. The transcript is spliced from 3 exons. The coding region runs from base 341 to 2002 and encodes 553 amino acids. Gene Ontology annotation, molecular function: lipid binding. Gene Ontology annotation, cellular component: extracellular region; membrane. The record is from RefSeq and is a predicted model, not a curated record. Gene Ontology annotation, biological process: lipoprotein metabolic process; lipid transport. Lineage: Eukaryota; Metazoa; Chordata; Actinopteri; Cyprinodontiformes; Poeciliidae.
UUUUCUGUCCUACAGGCAGAGACUAAAGAGGGCCUUGAGUCAGUACGUCACCGAUACUCUGACUUACGUAGCAACAGCAAAGUACUUUCAUGACAGGUUCUCUCAAUGGAAGGAUAGGAGAGAGAGAGAGUAUAUGCAAAUGAUGAGCAUCAAAGACAAGACUCUCAAAAUAGAUCCCAGUUUCACCAUCACAGAGGGAAACACCAAAAAGGUUCUAACAAACUGAAGAGUCAUUUCCAGUUUCAUAAAAAGAGCAGACUUGAAAAAUGAGAAAAUGAGCUGGAGGAAGUGUUGAUAGGAACUGAGAGGUCUGGAGGAACUCGACACUUUCUUGGAUGCGAUGGAGAAGCUGGCGGUCACUUCGCUGCAGGUGUUUUCCAAGAACCAGAUUGUUUACCUUCCUCACAGGAUCGACUUAGAUAAUGUCAAAGAUAUGAUCAGCACUGCACGGCAAAUCUGUCCUCUCCUCCUGACAUUCAAAAGAAAUGCAAAGUCCUUCUUCCUCCCUUACCUUCCCAAUGUGGAGAUUCUGGCAAGCUGCCUGCGAACUUACAUAGACACCGCCACCAGGAUAUGUGUGGAUCAUAGAUAUGGCUUUCACUUUGAGAUGUACUUGAAUAUUACGGAUGAGGACAUUGUGGUGAAUGCUGAGUAUCUGUAUGAAGACGACAUUCAAGAAAUGAUCAAUCACAUUAAGCAACUUGGUGACAUCAGAAUGAAUGAGCACUUUCGGAUGGAGUUCCUGUUCCAGGAGGGCUCUUCAGAAGAGUUCGUCACUAUAUUUAAUGAGAAACGGCGUAGAAUGAUAUACUGUCUUGAUAAGCUGGAGCAGUGUGCUGAUAGGUUAGACAGGAUGGGCAAGGGAGCAAAGAUCUCCAAUGUGGUAGGUGGCUCAUUGGGAGCAGUUGCUUCAGUUCUCUCCCUUGUUGGUUUGGCAUUAACUCCAUGUACAGGAGGAGCAGCUUUAGGGCUGACAAUAACUGGUGUGUCAUUGGGGAUAACAACUAAAGCCAAUAGUUUGGCAACCAACACAACAGAGGUUGCCAUCAAUCAUAACCGUCAGAAAACUGCAAAUACAGUAUUUCAAGAUUUGAUGGAGAACUUUCAAGCCAUCCAGGACUAUCUUGAUGAUGGGGUGAAAUACCCAACAGUCAAUCUGAAACAGAGCAAAAAGGAUGUGGCUAUGGGAAUAGUCAAGUGCGCUUUCAAUGUACAUGCCGUAGGAAAGGGUAUCAAUUUCAUAAGUAAUUAUAAUCCUUUAUGUGGGAAAGAUAGAGUUGUGCUAAGAAAUAGAAAAGAGCAUGUUGGACCUAUCACAGAAUUUGGUAAUUUUGUAUUUCACUGCUUUAAUAUUGGCCAGACUAUCUCCUCAGUUGCCAAAGACAGCAAGAGUCUGGUCAAAGGCAGUGAGACUAAAGUCUCAAAGAUCCUCAGAACCAGAAUGGCAUUGUUUCACUCACAGAUAAACUCUUGGGAUAAAAUCUGUGAGUCUCUAAGGAAAAGCCAAUGUACCCAAGAAGAAAACAGAGACAUGCUCAGAAGGCCAUUUUAUCCGGAGACACAUACCGGCCAUCAAAGACCCCAAUCCUGGCAGGAUCAUGAGGAAAGCUUGUACACUACGCGAUACCCGGGUUAUGCCGAGAACACAGUGCAAUUCCAAUACACAGGAAUACAGGCAUCAAUAAGAGAACCAAUCAUGCACUCACCGUUUGACAACUAUUAUCAAGCACGCCAAUCCUUGCAGAAUCAUGAGCAAAGCUUGUACACUACGCAAUACCCGGGUUACGCCCAGAACACAAUGCCAUUCCAAUACACGGGAAUGCAGAGACCAAUAAGAGAACCAAUCAUGCACUCACAGUUUGACAACUAUUAUCAAGCACGCCAGUCCUUGCAGGAUCCACAUACACUACACAAUAUUGGGGUACAUCUUGGACAGGAAGCCAUUACAACUCAUGGCAACACAGAUACUGACAAGAGAACCAAUCAUGCACUCACCCUGUAACAACUAUUAUCAAACACGCAGAUCCUUGCAGUACAGUAUGAAAAGCUUUACUUAGUCACUUUGUGAUUGGGUUACCCAAUGGCACCCGAACCCGGUGACAUUCCAAUGCACACAUCCACACGACGAUUAUCAAAUAUACCGAUCUUUGCAGAUCCGCGACAUAAAACUAAGUUAAAUAUUUCAGAUAAAUUUUCCUUCUGAUCUUCUGAACUUUUCAUGUGAUUUUUCAAACACUUCCACUAGAGGGCGCUUUUACUAAAACAUACAAAAAGAUGUUUUCUGUUAAAGAAAUUUCUAAAUAUACAAUAGUUAUACAAUAACAUACAUAAUGAUAAUGCUACAAAAUUAUCCAUCCAUCCAUUUCCCGUCACCCUUCUCCCUAACGGGGUUGGGAGUUGCUGGUGCCCAUCUCCAGCUGCGUUCCGGGCGAGAGGCGGGGUCACCCUGGACAGGUCGCCAGUCUGUCGCAGGGCAAGCUACAAAAUUAUAUUUUUGGCUUUUUUGUGUCCCAUUUAACUCUACCUUGUAAUUCAAAACUACUCAGUUAAAAAUUUGAUUUGUUCAUUUGCUGUAAAAUACAUGCAGUCGGAUUCAGUAAACUGACAUGUGUUAAGAUGAGGCUUGCUAAUCAGGUUAGCAGCAUAUUUGAGAAUAACAACAUUUAACUAGUAUUUAAACAUACAUUUCAGAUCUGUACUAAUUAUUUUUAAUGAUCUUAUGUGAUAUGGUUAUUUUAUGUGUCAUGUUAUUAUUACCUGUAAAGAAGAAAGUCAGCAUAACACAAAUCUCUGUGUAAUUAAGCUAACAUGUUCCAGUAAGUGAUAAAGUUUCUAAAAUAAAUGGGCUUUUCAAUAAUGUUAAUUUAUUGAAUGGGUUUGUAUUCUCAGAUGUCCUUUAAGAAUAAUGU